Dothidotthia symphoricarpi CBS 119687 is the source of this 1119-nucleotide messenger RNA. RefSeq lists its product as uncharacterized. Gene Ontology annotation, molecular function: glutaminyl-peptide cyclotransferase activity; zinc ion binding. The transcript is spliced from 2 exons. Bases 1 to 1119 code for a protein of 372 amino acids. NCBI's taxonomy places the organism in Eukaryota, Fungi, Ascomycota, Dothideomycetes, Pleosporales, Dothidotthiaceae. The record is from RefSeq and is a predicted model, not a curated record.
AUGUUCUCCAACCUCCCAUUCUAUCUAUCUCUCUUCACAAGCGCCCUCCUCUUCAACCCCCACCCCCACGCAACAGCCUACAAACCCCUCUCAGACACCUUCCUCCGCGCAAUCCCCUCGCCAGGCCACGCCCUCAACCCACAAAACGGCACCCUCCUCGCGCCCCUCCUCAUCCCACGCGUACCCGGAACACCAGGCCAAACGACCGCCCAACGCCACUUCCUCGACUUCUUCACGCGCGAGCUGCCAAAGUGGAGUGUAGCCUGGCAGAACAGCACGGCCGCGACGCCCGUGUCGAACGGCGCGGACGUACCCUUCGCGAACCUCGUGUUCAAGCGGGAGCCGCCGUGGGUUAAGCCGGGACAGGCGAAUCUGCUCACGCUGGUGGCGCAUUAUGAUUCCAAGGUUGCGCCUGAGGGGUUUGUGGGCGCGACGGAUAGUGCGGCGCCGUGUGCCAUGUUACUGUAUGUUGCGCGGGUCGUGGAUGCGUAUGUGAGUCGGAUGCAUGAGGAGAUGCAGGAGCUGGGUGAGGGGGGCACGGUGGAGAUGGACAUGGGGAUUCAGAUAUUGUUUUUGGAUGGGGAGGAGGCGUUUGUGCAGUGGAGUGAUGAGGAUAGUCUGUAUGGGAGCAGAGCUCUGGCAAAAGAAUGGUCGGAAUCAUAUAACCCGCCCUCGGCAACCUUUUACAAAUACCGCACCCCGCUCAGCCAGAUAUCUCUGUUCGUUCUACUGGAUCUUCUCGGCUCUGCGUCCCCUUCUGUCCCCUCAUACUUCCCGACCACGCACUGGGCUUACAAAAAACUCUCCUCAAUCGAAUCCCGCAUGCGCGCCCUCGACCUUCUCGAGUCAAGCCCAUCUUCGCCGUUUCUGCCUGACAACAACAUGACAAUGGCGCGUGGCGCCAUAUCAGACGACCACCUCCCCUUCAUAGCCAGAGGGGUCGAGGUGUUGCACGUCAUCCCCGAUCCGUUUCCGCACGUGUGGCACAAGAUGGAGGAUGACGGAGCGCAUCUGGACAUGGAGACUGUGCGGGACUGGGGGAAGAUCAUGGCUGCGUUUGCGCUGGAGUGGUUGGAUAUGAGUGAAGUGUGGGACGAGCCAGGGGAGGCGGGGCAAUGA